Molecule: messenger RNA, 2566 nt
Organism: Trifolium pratense (red clover)
Lineage: Eukaryota; Viridiplantae; Streptophyta; Magnoliopsida; Fabales; Fabaceae
Product: annexin-like protein RJ4
Exons: 6
Coding region: 1525-2469 (314 amino acids)
Cellular component (GO): cytoplasm
Molecular function (GO): calcium-dependent phospholipid binding; calcium ion binding
Source: RefSeq, a predicted model, not a curated record
AUAAGCUGUUUGCAUAAGCUCAAAAAUAAGCUAAUCCAAACGGGGACAUAUUUCAUUAACACAAUAGACACAAAAAUUACAUCAAUUUCAAUAUUUCGUCCAAAUCAUCUUGCUCUUAUUGAAUAAACUACCUAGCCUCCUCUUGUGAGAUUUUGUCCCCGUAAUAUUAAAUCAUGGUAACUCAUCGUCUUGCUCCUCCUACCAGCCACCGGUUCAGCAGUAUAGGACAAUCUCAUUUGUGUAUGGGAGAGUCCCAUUUGUGUUACCCCGAGUGUGAAUGUAGUAGAAUUCAUUUCGACUAAUCUUACCGUACCCAAUUUGAACAUAACAAGUCCUUCGUCGGCUAACCGACGAAGGACCGUGCAGCAAUUUACACAUCAAAUGAGAAAAUUUAAACAAACUAAGCAAAAAACAAAUGCAGGAAAACCUAAGUGGGAGAGGUGUGUCCCUUCAAUUUUCUGAAGGUGACUAUUUAUAGGCAUUUUGGCAGCCACCAAGAGCCAAUUAAAAUUGGCCACUUGGCAUUCCUCUGAUUGAUGCAAGAGCUUUUGACCACCGACUGUUCCGCGACCUAGGUAACAGACGGUAAGGGUGAAAUUUCUCAAAAAUUACUCAUUUUUCAAUGUCCGCUACUUAAGUCGCGGAAGGGUAAAAAUGGAAAUGCGUACGACGCUCGAGUAACCGGUAGGUUGAGAAAAGUAAAUCUAUCCGAGAUAUUCUCGUUGCUAAGUGACGCGAUAUGGACUCUUGAAGAAGAGUUUAUCUCGGAUAUUUGGGUUAUAAAUAAAUGCACUCAAGUUUAUGGCGAAGAUCCCGAGCCCCUUCUACCCCUUUCUUUUGGUAGCUACCGAUUACUUCACCGGCCUUCCAAGAAUAACUAUGGACAAAGCCCAAAAUGAUCAUGGAGGUGCAAUAACUAAAUUGAAUUUGUAUGGUUUUUUUAAUCUAAAAUUUCGAGAUUUAUCUUAGAUUCUGAUGGUAAAGAUCAUUUCUCCCUUAAUCAUUCUGAAUAUAUUAGAACAAGAUGAACACUCGGUACCCUGAGUUUUGCUCCAUUAAUCAUUGAUUUUCAAAAGGUAUAUGUUCUUACCACAAAUUAAUAAUUUUCUAUUCUCAUUGAGAGUUUAAUGUAGAAAUAUGGUAAAAGCAUAGUUUUAAAAACCGGACCAAACCAGCCGGGAACAUAUCUACCUAAACACUUCCUUAUAAAAUAUCUACCUAAACUCUACAUCAAAAUAUAAAUUACAGUAAAAGUGAUAUCCACCUAAUCACUUCCUUAUAAAAUAUCUACCUAAACACUUCCUUAUAAGUGUUCACCAAUACAAGGGAAUAUGUUGAUUUCUUUUAUUCUUUUAUGAUUUUUAAACAAAAAUGGUUGAAAAAAAGAAUCUUUUAAUUAAAUUUUACACUAUCUUGGUAGACAAUGGACUUUGUAAGAGCUUAUUAUAAAUACAUACUUUGGAGCAUUGACCCAAAAACAUCCAAAUUACCUCAUAACAAAAUCAUAGAAUCAACAUUAUAAUCAUGGCUACUCUUGUUGCUCCUAGUAAUCAUUCUCCCAAGGAAGAUGCUGAUGUUCUUUGGAAGGCUGUCAAAGGGUGGGGAACUGAUGAGAGUGCUAUCAUAGCUAUAAUGGGUCAUAGAAAUGCUGCUCAAAGGCAACAAAUUAGACAAGCUUACCAUGACAUUUACCAAGAAGAUCUCAUUAAACGCAUUGAAUCAGAGCUCUCUGGUAACUUCGAGAAAGCAAUGUAUAGGUGGAUAUUGGAACCUGCAGAUCGUUAUGCUGUGUUGGCCAAUGUAGCCAUCAAGAAUCUUAACAGUGAUUACCAUGUCAUUGUGGAAAUUGCAUGUGUCCUUAAACCAGAAGAGCUUUUAGUUGUGAGGCGGGCCUAUCACAACCGAUACAAGCAUUCGUUGGAAGAACAUGUUGCUGCACAUACCUCUGGCUAUCUUCGCCAGCUUGUGGUUGGAUUGUUGAGCUCAUUUAGAUAUGAUGGUGGUGAAAUCAAUCCAAUUUUGGCAAAAAUCGAAGCUGAUAUUCUUCAUGAAGCUAUCAAAAACAAGAAAGGUAAACUUGAUGAAGUUAUUAGGAUCCUUACUACAAGGAGCAAGACUCAACUUAAGGCGACUUUCAACCGUUACAGAGAUGAUUACGGCUAUUCCCUUAGCAAGAAGCUGUUGAAUGAUGCCUCCGAUGACUUCCUUAAGGCUGUCCAUGUCGCCAUUCGUUGCAUCGAUGACCAUCACAAGUACUAUGAAAAGGUUCUACGCAAUGUGCUGAAAGGGGUUGGAACGGAUGAGGACGGACUGACUCGUGUGGUGGUCACAAGGGCUGAGAAAGAUCUGAAGGACAUCAAAGAGCUGUAUUACAAGAGAAAUAGCAUUCACCUUGAAGAUGCAGUGGCCAAAGAGAUCUCUGGAGACUACAAGAAGUUCCUUCUUACUCUUUUGGGGAAAGAACACUAAAACAUGUCUUAAAAUUGUUUUGUAUUUGUUUUUAAAACUUGAACCUAGCUACUAUAUAAUGGUGAUGAUAAUAAUACUAUUAUAAUAAUUUGGUGAC